This is a messenger RNA of Chionomys nivalis (European snow vole), 489 nucleotides long. It is a transcript of the gene Rps21, whose product is annotated as ribosomal protein S21. Lineage: Eukaryota; Metazoa; Chordata; Mammalia; Rodentia; Cricetidae. The record is from RefSeq and is a predicted model, not a curated record. Bases 127 to 378 code for a protein of 83 amino acids. Gene Ontology annotation, cellular component: cytosolic small ribosomal subunit; ribosome. Gene Ontology annotation, molecular function: structural constituent of ribosome. The transcript has 6 exons. Gene Ontology annotation, biological process: endonucleolytic cleavage in ITS1 to separate SSU-rRNA from 5.8S rRNA and LSU-rRNA from tricistronic rRNA transcript (SSU-rRNA, 5.8S rRNA, LSU-rRNA); translation; endonucleolytic cleavage to generate mature 3'-end of SSU-rRNA from (SSU-rRNA, 5.8S rRNA, LSU-rRNA).
GCGAGUAAGCGGCGUGACCCGGAAGCAUUCACCGACGCCACGCCCCUCACGCCCAAUAGUGCUGCCCGGAGACGAGCCACUUCCUUUCUGCGCUCCCGCGGCCUAGCGAGCAGGCAGGACCUCGACAUGCAGAACGACGCCGGCGAGUUCGUGGACCUGUACGUGCCGCGGAAAUGCUCCGCGAGCAACCGCAUCAUUGGUGCCAAGGACCACGCGUCCAUCCAGAUGAACGUGGCCGAGGUUGACAGGGUCACAGGUCGGUUUAAUGGCCAGUUUAAAACCUACGCUAUCUGCGGCGCCAUUCGCAGGAUGGGCGAGUCAGAUGAUUCUAUUCUCCGAUUGGCUAAAGCUGAUGGAAUUGUCUCCAAGAAUUUUUGACCAGAAGAGAUCGGGGGAAAUCUGUCAUAAAUAAAAGUGAGAAAAAGUACCUUUGCUACUUGAGUUUACUGCUUUUAACAUGUGGGUAGGGCUGGUGUUUUUACUGUGACC